Molecule: messenger RNA, 726 nt
Organism: Fulmarus glacialis (Northern fulmar)
Lineage: Eukaryota; Metazoa; Chordata; Aves; Procellariiformes; Procellariidae
Product: elongation factor 1-alpha 2-like
Exons: 3
Biological process (GO): translational elongation; translation
Molecular function (GO): GTPase activity; translation elongation factor activity; GTP binding
Source: RefSeq, a predicted model, not a curated record
UUGACGCGACUGCUUCUUCCCCGCAGCCUCCCCAAAAACGCAACUGCGUUCCCACAGCCCUCCCCGCCACCGCCCGCCCCGGCCAGCCCCGCGUAGCCCACCAGCAUGGGGAAGGAGAAGACGCAUAUCAACAUCGUCGUCAUUGGGCAUGUGGACUCUGGGAAAUCCACCACCACCGGGCACCUCAUCUACAAAUGCGGGGGCAUUGACAAAAGGACCAUUGAGAAAUUUGAGAAGGAGGCUGCCGAGAUGGGGAAGGGGUCCUUCAAAUACGCCUGGGUGCUGGACAAGCUGAAGGCCGAGCGUGAGCGUGGCAUCACCAUUGACAUCUCGCUGUGGAAGUUUGAGACCACGAAGUACUACAUCACUAUCAUUGACGCACCCGGCCACAGGGACUUCAUCAAGAACAUGAUCACCGGGACCUCCCAGGCUGACUGCGCUGUCCUGAUUGUUGCUGCCGGCGUUGGUGAAUUUGAAGCCGGUAUCUCCAAGAAUGGGCAGACUCGUGAGCACGCCCUGCUGGCUUACACCCUGGGAGUGAAGCAGCUCAUUGUGGGCAUCAACAAGAUGGAUUCCACAGAGCCCCCGUACAGCGAGAAACGCUACGAUGAGAUCGUCAAGGAGGUCAGCGCCUACAUCAAGAAGAUUGGCUACAACCCAGCCACAGUUCCCUUCGUGCCCAUCUCAGGCUGGCAUGGAGACAACAUGCUGGAGCCCUCUCCCAAU